This is a messenger RNA of Danaus plexippus (monarch butterfly), 4226 nucleotides long. It is a transcript of the gene Tmtc3, whose product is annotated as protein O-mannosyl-transferase Tmtc3. Gene Ontology annotation, biological process: protein O-linked glycosylation via mannose. The record is from RefSeq and is a predicted model, not a curated record. Gene Ontology annotation, molecular function: mannosyltransferase activity; protein binding. NCBI's taxonomy places the organism in Eukaryota, Metazoa, Arthropoda, Insecta, Lepidoptera, Nymphalidae. Gene Ontology annotation, cellular component: endoplasmic reticulum. The transcript has 12 exons. Bases 344 to 3016 code for a protein of 890 amino acids.
AUUCGCUCGUCGCACUUCGGCAGUUGUCGGCAAAUCGGCUCGCCGUACGGGUGUGUCUUAGCACUCGUGUCGAUAUUACAGCUAAAUGUCAAAUUAAACGCUUUCGGCAAAAAAAAUGUGACAUGUGCACCAAGUGACGUAAACAAAUACUGUUACCUUAGCCACAUUCGGUUUGUUGGUUGUAAUUUCGUGGUUUUACUCUGUUUGUAAUUCUAAACAUUGUUAGUUCGGUUGGCUUGGUGACAUUCCAGGUUAUUCGAGACGGAUAUAAAUGGGAUUUGUUAGUAAACGUCAGAUUCGUAUGGUGUUGUGUUUUAGUAUGAACGUUAGGGGGUUUUGAUUCAUGAUGGAUCGCGUUAGUGGCGUCUGCAGGUUCGGAGGUGUGGUGUCAGCGGUGAGGAGUAGAACUGGUCGCAGUAAACGGAGAAUAACUGGACCGACACAGCCUCCCGAAGAAAUGCCUGAGACGCCGCGAAGGGGUCUCGGGGCGGUAUUAGUUUUAGCUUGCGUUCUAGUUUAUCACAAUUGCCUUUAUUGUGGGUUCGUUUUUGAUGAUAUCAGUGCCAUAAAAGAAAACAGAGACCUGAGACCGCAGACACCGAUAUCAAAUAUAUUUCUUAACGACUUCUGGGGAACUCCAAUACAUAAGGAACAGUCCCAUAAGUCCUACCGUCCGCUGACUGUGCUCACGUUCCGAUGGAACUACGCUAUCCACGGACUACAGCCAGCUGGCUACCACCUCGUAAAUCUACUCUUACACGCACUUGUCUCCUUAUUAUAUUACAGAGUGUGCGCGAUGUUUCUUCCGGAGUUCGCUAGUUUUGUGGCGGCCAUUUUGUUCGUUGUUCACCCAAUACACAGCGAAGCGGUGACGGGCGUGGUUGGUAGAGCAGAGAUGUUGUCUUCUGUCUUCUUCCUCGGCGCUCUUCUGUGCUAUGCUCGAGCAGCCAGCAGAAGAAGAUACACAGAUUGGCGCUACGUCGUAGCAUGCACUGCCUGUGUUGGUGUUGCCAUGCUGUGUAAAGAACAAGGCAUCACGGUCACCGCCGUCUGCGUGGUCUACGAAUUAUUCGUAGCGCAAAAGCGACGUGGCAGCCCUGGUCGUUCUUGGCUGGAGUAUUGGGGUAAGGGAGGGUGGGGAUGUGCCUGUGGGGAAGCAGCCCGCAGGGUUGCCACCGUCUGCUGUGCUACAUUGGCGCUUCUGGCUGCCAGACUACACGUUAUGGGAGCACAGCUGCCAGUUUUCACACGAUUCGACAACCCUGCUGGAGCCUCGCCCCCACCUGCGAGACAUCUAACCUUCGCCUAUCUUCCCGCGUUGAACGCCUGGCUGCUGACUCUGCCGGAGGCGUUGUGCUGUGACUGGACCAUGGGUACUGUGGCUUUGUUACGAUCGUGGAGCGACCCACGGAAUAUGGCCACGGCGGGUCUCGCAGUCAUGCUUGUCGCUGGUACCAUACAUGCCUUGAGGACCAGAUCUUCGGCAUUAUCGAUGGGUCUUGCGCUACUUGUUUUGCCGUUUCUCCCCGCAUCAAACCUCUUCUUCCCCGUGGGUUUCGUUGUGGCUGAGCGUGUUUUAUACAUGCCGUCUAUGGGCUGGUGUCUGUUAGUGGCGCACGGUUGGAGGCUUGUGGCCAGGAAACGAGCGAAACUGGCCGCAGCGGCACUCGUGUUCCUCCUGCUGGCUUUUAGUGCCAAAACAUACGUCAGAAACUGGGAUUGGAAGACUGAAUAUACAAUAUUUGCAUCGGGACUGAAGGUGAAUCGUAAUAACGCCAAGCUAUACAACAACGUGGGUCACGCUUUAGAAGCUGAAGGGAAAUACGGAGAAGCUUUGGAAUUCUUCAAAAUUGCUGUGAACGUCCAACCAGACGACGUUGGAGCCCAUAUCAACGUUGGAAGAACUUUCAAUCAUUUAGGCAAAUAUCAGGAGGCAGAAGCCGCUUACGUGAAAGCCAAAUCUCUCCUACCGAAAGCCAAACCCGGGGAAUCUUACCAAGCUAGAAUAGCCCCCAAUCACUUGAACGUCUUCCUUAAUUUGGCUAAUUUGAUAUCCAAAAACGCGACACGAUUAGAAGAGGCUGACAUGUUGUAUCGGCAAGCGAUCAGUAUGAGAGCUGAUUACACACAGGCCUAUAUAAACAGGGGUGAUAUUUUAAUUAAAUUAAACAGGACCAAGGAGGCCCAGGAGGUCUACGAACGGGCGCUGUUGUAUGACAGUGGGAACCCUGACAUUUAUUACAAUCUGGGGGUAGUGCUACUUGAACAAGGCAAGGCGUCCCAGGCGCUGGCGUAUUUGGACAAAGCUCUGGAACUCGAACCGGAACAUGAACAGGCAUUACUGAACUCUGCCAUACUUCUGCAAGAGCUGGGAGCAGCAGACUUGAGACACCUUGCCAGACAAAGAUUACUCAAAUUGUUGGACAAAGAUGCCACUAACGAGCGCGUCCACUUUAACCUCGGCAUGGUGUGUAUGGAUGAGGGAGACGCGGAGUGCGCUGAACGCUGGUUCAGGGCCGCGGUUCAUCUUAAACCGGACUUCCGCUCCGCUCUCUUCAACCUGGCUUUACUACUAGCUGACAGACGAAGACCCCUGGAGGCCGCGCCUUUCCUCAAACAAUUGGUCAGACAUCACCCCGAUCAUGUGAAAGCCCUAGUUCUGUUGGGAGACAUUUACAUCAAUUCGGUCAAGGAUUUGGAUGCCGCUGAAAGUUGCUAUCGACGCAUCCUCGAACUGGAACCAGACAACGUGCAAGCUCUCCACAAUUUAUGCGUUGUUGCUGUAGAAAGAGGGAAGUUAGCCGUUGCUGAAGAGUGUCUUACAAGAGCCGCGGUUUUAGCGCCACACGAACAUUACAUACAGCGCCAUCUAGCGGUAGUACGCGCGAGACUGGCAGCUGUCUCGCUCACACACCCCAACACCCGGCCAUCCGACGCAUCCGACGCACAAGUGCGAGCGAGAUGGAACUACAUCCCCCAACAACCCCCCGACCCACACGAGUCGGAUCCCUCAUAGCGAACUUGUGCGAAAUGUAAAUAGGUCUAACACCAUUUUAAUAUGAUUUGCUUAUACAAUCAGGGUAUUUGCUUUUUGAUUUGUACUUGUCGGUUUUGCUCUAUAAACAUUUGAUUUUACUAUUCAAAUCGAAGCGAUCGGUUUUAUUUGAUCUCGUAGACGGUAAUUUGCUUGACAUUCGGUGAUAUUUUAUAUUUAAUCUUUAUGUAAUAUUUGUGUAGGACAAUCAUGAUGGAACGAGCUUUCCUCAUUAGCCUGGUAUACGGAUAAUUUGUGUAUAUUUAAAAUGAAAAUAGAAUACUAGAAAAGACUUAACUGUUUAAUGAGUGUGUCGUCAUAAGACAGUACUUUGAAACCAGUCGAAUUUUUAUUAUAGUCUAUUAUUUCAGUACGUAAAUUAUGCUGUUAUAGGUAAUGUUUAAAUACUCCCGAGCUUUUUUAGGCGUUGGGAAAUAGCGUUAGAGAAGAGCCCCGCAUUUAUAUGGCAACCCCGUACAUAAAUAAUAAUAAUAUUAUUUAGAUACAUUUUAGCAUUCGUUUUGCAGAAAUUAGUUUUUUAUUGUACCAUUUGAUACACUGCAAUUGUAACGUUGGACUAGGAUCUAAGAUAUCUUAAAACACGCUGUUCUACAAGUUUCCAUUUCGAAAGGCAAAGAGCGAUCAAUACUAUGCCCCAUAAGUAAUUUUCAAAUGCGUGCGCAUAACCUAAACAUAUUUUAUUUCUGUUUCUAAUACAAAAAUAUUUAUUAAAUUGAAUAGUAUUUUUGAGAAAACGACGCUUUUGCCCACUAUCGGUGUUGCUUGUUCAAUAAACACGAAAAUUAAUUCAUUGAGAAAAAUAAUGAAUGUAUAAGCUGCGGUUUAUUUUAACCAUUUAUAUCUGUUGUACCAAUUAUGAACUAAAGCUCGUACAGAUUAGGGUAACAAAUAAUAAACUUGAUGUAUGUACUUACUUGAACUGUUAUUUUCAUAAAUGCCAAUGUUAUAUUGUGUAAAAAGUGAUCAAACGUUAUUAGAUAUAAUUAUGUAGAUGUGAAAUGUAACGUUGUUAAUGUUUUAAGAAAGUAACUUUUGUAAAAACUCAAUUUUUUACAAUGUCUUGAAACAUUUCUGGUGGGAAGCCCCUGAAUGGAUGAAUUGUAAGGACCCCAUAUUAUAAACUAUUUGUCGUCAAAACAUUUAUUUUUAUAAAAUAAAUGAUGUUUCAAAA